AUGGCCGCACCGCCUCAGAUUACUUGCACCAACCUGUCGGGCAAAUUCGCCUUGAACAGGUCCCUCUCCGACGACGUCGAUGCCAUGCUCGAGCUGCAGGGCGUCAACUGGGCUAUUCGCAAGGUCAUCAGCCUGGCUAGUGUUGUGCUCUCUGUCAAGGAAUAUACCAAAGACUCUACGACGCAUAUUGACGUCACCACCGUCGUGGCCGGACUCGACAAGACACAGGAAGACCGCAUCUUGAAUUGGCAGGAUGCCGAGCACGUCGACAAGAUUUUCGGCAAGUGUCGACAUAGAUCACGCCUCGUCAAGAUCAGCGAGUACCAUUUGGAAGGGCCCGGGUCGGCCGAGGACGCUGCCUUCCUCAAGGGAGAGAAGUUGAAGGAUGGGCGAACAGACUCGCGUUUCGAGGUCGAUGAAGUCGUCCAGAGUUGGGUGGAGAGCACGGGUGGCGCCGGCUGGAAAUGCGAGCAGAUCUGGGGAUUUGAGACGAUCAAUGGCGAGCGACGAUAUACUAGGCGGGUUGUCAUCUGGAACGCAGCCAAGGUGGUCAGGACGAGAAUUGUGUACGACUACAAAGGAGACGGUAAGAAAGGUUGA
This is a messenger RNA of Cladophialophora carrionii CBS 160.54, 600 nucleotides long. RefSeq lists its product as uncharacterized. The record is from RefSeq and is a predicted model, not a curated record. Lineage: Eukaryota; Fungi; Ascomycota; Eurotiomycetes; Chaetothyriales; Herpotrichiellaceae. The transcript has 3 exons. The coding region runs from base 1 to 600 and encodes 199 amino acids.